Messenger RNA from Cololabis saira (Pacific saury), 3741 nucleotides. RefSeq names its product suppressor of cytokine signaling 4 (gene socs4). Gene Ontology annotation, molecular function: 1-phosphatidylinositol-3-kinase regulator activity. The coding region runs from base 111 to 1289 and encodes 392 amino acids. Gene Ontology annotation, biological process: phosphatidylinositol phosphate biosynthetic process; intracellular signal transduction. Gene Ontology annotation, cellular component: phosphatidylinositol 3-kinase complex. The transcript is spliced from 2 exons. Lineage: Eukaryota; Metazoa; Chordata; Actinopteri; Beloniformes; Belonidae. The record is from RefSeq and is a predicted model, not a curated record.
GGCUGCAGGCUGGUCACACGAGCUCAGGCCGGUGCAGGGAGCAGCUGAAUAUAACAUGGACGAGGAGCUCUGUUUCUGACAGGUUGAAAGGACAAGAAGAGAAAGCCGUGAUGUCGGACAAGAAGCCCCGGGGAGCAGACACCCGGCCCAAGUGCGGCCUCCGCAGCUGGAGCGCAGACAGCUACGUGUGGAGGGGGAAGAAACGCUCCCGGAGCUCUCGUAACGGCUCCAGCCCCGGAGGGCUGGAGGGGGACGGCUCGGAGGAGCUGGAUGUGCGUUCCACCUCCAGCCCGCGGCGCCGCAGAGAGAGGAAGUGCAGCUGCAGCGGUCUGGGGGACGCGCUGGCGCCCGGAGACAUGGACGUGGUGUGCCGCAAGGCCCUGUCCCGGCGCUCUCUGAGGCAGAAGUUCCAGGACGCCGUGGGCCAGUGUUUGCCGCUCCGCUCCCACCACCACCACCACCACCACCACUACCACCACCCGCCGGGCUCCUCCAGACCCUUCUCCGUCCUCUUCUGGUCCAAACGCAAGAUCCACGUGUCGGAGCUCAUGCAGGACAAGUGUCCCUUCUCACCAAAGUCUGAACUGGCCAGAUGUUGGCACCUCAUAAAGAAGCAGGCCCCCCACCAGAGAGCCCUGAGCGACACGGAGGCCCCGCUGAAGCCCAGCCUCUCCUCCUCCACCUCUCCACCACAAACCCCCCUCUCCUGGGAGGACGUCUGCUCCCCGGGGCCUGCAGGGCCGUCCCUGGAGGACUGGGACCCCUCGUGUGGGGAAGAGGACGCCUGCCGGGGGCACACCGACUACAUCCUGGUCCCCGACCUGCUGCAGAUCCACAACAGCCCGUGUUACUGGGGCGUGCUGAACCGCUUCGAGGCGGAGGAGCUGCUGGAGGGACAGCCGGAGGGGACGUUUCUGCUCAGGGACUCUGCACAGGACGAGUUUCUGUUCUCGGUCAGCUUCCGCCGCUACAGCCGGUCCCUGCACGCACGCAUCGAGCAGAACGGAAAGCGUUUCAGCUUCGACGUGCGCGACCCUUGCAUGUACCGAGAUCCCAGCGUGACAGGACUGCUGAGACACUACAGCGACCCCGCCGCCUGCCUCUUCUUCGAGCCCUUGCUCUCCAGGCCGCUGUCCAGGACCUUCCCGUUCCCCCUGCAGCACCUGUGCAGGGCCGUGAUCUGCAGCUGCACCACCUACCGGGGCAUCGACGGCCUGCCGCUGCCGCCGCAGCUCAGGGACUAUCUCAGACAGUACCACAUCCGCUGUGACGGGGCCUGCGGGGACUGAAGGCUCCACGCAGGUAUCAUCUUGAUUUCAAAGAUUAUCUUGAUGCAUAAGGAGACCAAACAACCAAACCAAGCACCAUCAGUCCUGAAUCCGUUCAGUGAAACAGCUGGAACCUGCUGUGAUUGUCUGAGACGCCUUGAUCUCCAUUAACGACUUGUCACUUUAAUGUCCUUAUGAAAUGUCUUCAGUCCUUACAUGUGGAUAUUACGGAAGAGUAUUAGGGCCAGGCAGGAGAAAAAUAAAAAUUAUAUUUUAGAGGAGGAAGAUUUUUUUUUCAUUAUGCACUUCGAGAAAAAAGUUGAAAUGUUGAGAAAUAAGUCAAGAUUUCAUGAAAAAAGUCGAAAUGUUGAGAAAAAAGUCGAAAUGUUGAGAAAAAAGGCGAAAUUUCGUGAAAAAAGUUGAAAUGUUGAGAAAAAAGUCGAAAUUUUAAGAAAAACGUCAAAAUGUCGAGAUUAAUGAAGUACAAUUUCGAGAAAAAAGUCGAAAUCUCGAGAAUAUUGUUGAAAUAUAAUUUUGAGAAAAAAGUCGAAAUGUUGAGAAAAAAGGCGAAAUUUCGACUUUAUUCACAGAAUUUCGACUUUUUUCUCGACAUUUCGACUUUUUUCUCGAAGUGCACAAUAAAAAAAAAUCUUCCACUCUCAAAUUUUUUUUCUCUUACCUGGCCCUAAUACUCUUCCGUAGGGAUAUAGUGUUUUGAAUUUGGAACAGAUUUCCCUUUACGUCACUCACACUUGCCUUGAAUGAACUGCACCUUUUGUUUCUUUAGAAAUAGAGGAGAUGUGGAUCUUUGUUACUGUCCCAUCGACCAGUGCUGUCAGAGGACAGACGCAGAAACACCCGCUGCAACCACUAAUACCCAUCAUUAACAUCAGUAAAAGUUGAAUUUUUACAUAUAGCAGGUUAUUCCUAAUAACCAGAGUUUUUCACUGAAUUCAAAACCAAAUAUCUGCAGAUAAUUGUACAAAUUGAAAUGUAAACUGAAUUGAUCACAAAUGUACUCUGGGAAACUCUCCCAAUGCCAUUGUGUUUUAUAUUAAGCGUUAAUAUUCAUCUGAUAAACAAAACGGGCCCGAAUGCUAAUUAAAAAAAAGUCAAUUACAACCAAUAGGCAAUAACCUUAUUUUUCCCUCUGAAGAGAGCCAAUUCAAGCUCGUUAAAUCUGGCUGCAUUCUGCUCAGCGGCCACAAGGUGGAGCCACAACUGCAACAAUCGCCUGGACCCCCCUGACUCUUUAUCAUUAAAAUCUCUUGAAAAUCACUUUGACACAUGUUUUUCAAAAAUAACUUUAAGUUUUUUAUUUAAAAAUAAUUGUUUACAUACUGCGGUGCAGUACGGCACACCUUUGAGACUAGGCGUGUCCUCGGAAUCAUAGUUUCACCCUACAUGUUGUACUCCCCAAUAAAUGCAAUUUACAUUUCCUCUGCUGUAUGAUAGUUAGUCUGCUUUUCUUGUCAUCUGUGCCUCGUGCUGCGGCUGUUUGGGACCUUGACAAGCUAACGGUGUGGAAAAUGCUGGUUUUGAAGUGCUCCUCUGAAAAUGAUUCAUCUCACUCCCUGCAAAGGACGCGUCUAAAUGCCAGAGCAAAUGGAGAGAUAAGGACAUGAAAAAGAUUAUUUUGGUGGAGUUCUGAUUUUUUAAUUGAUCUCGGCCUCGUCUGAACAUGUGGAGGGGAGACAAAAAGGGGCUUUAAACAACAAAACAAAACAAAACCCUGAGGUGACUUCUGCGAGUACAGACAUGUGAAUAAAAUAUUCAUCAUUUUAGAUUUUAAGGCACAAUCAAAAUUUUUCUUUGUUCAGUAUUUGAGACACAUUUUACUCUGACAUCCUCAUCUCACUUGUUUUGAAACAAUAUGUUUAUUUCAUGUAACAGAUGAUCUACAUCAAAUGUGAACCCCACUUCUUCUUUCUUUGGUAUUAAUCCAACAUUUUCAGUUUUCUUAUUUAAUAAAUCUCUCAAGGAUGAAACCAAAGAUUCAGUUCAACUAGCGGGAGGAAAAAGCCACUGGGGUGUGCCACUAGAUGUCAUAAAAUAUUCCCAAACCAUUUUUUUUUCUCCCAUUGCUUUGACAAUAUGUAGCUUUUUUUUGUUGUACUGAUAAAGUUUCACUCUGAAGCUCCUCUAAUGUUAUAAAGUAAGUGCUUGUUGCAGCUUAGACCAGUACCUGUUUAUACAUUUAUUUUUACAUUUAUUUUAAUGCUAUUUUAUCUCACUUUACUUUUUUGGAAAGAAAAUAUGACGCAAAGAAGAAAAAGGCCAACACUUCUCAUCUAAUUUUUGUUCAUUUGAUUUUAUGUUUUCAGGGAAGAAAAUAUGUCCCAAAGAAGAAAUCAGCUACGAUGUCUCCUUUCUUUUUUUAAAUGCACAUGCUGUAGAGAGGAAAUACAUUAACUUUUGUUAGAGCUUAAUUACGUUACUGCAGUUCUGUUAAAUAAGUUUUACUGAAAGGAAA